CGAGAUUUAAAAAAAAAAGAAAAAAAAAGAAAAAAGAAGUCCCGCGCCAAAGCCAAACACCUACCAUACCAUCCUUCUCAACAUCUUUGACUGGUAGGUCUGAAACUCUCUCUCUCUCUCUCUCUCUCUCUUUCUCUUCGCACUUGUCAUGGAUAUCCCUAAAAAUCCACUGCUCUACCCGUCAUGGAAAACACGUCAGAAGAAACUCCCACAGAAAUCCAUAUCAACGGCCCUGAUUCACCGUCUCCCACGGAAUUCUCCGAACAUCAUGAUCUUCACGCCGAGCUCGACUCUCUUCGCUACUCACACCAAAGCCUCCUAUCGACCUCCGCGGCGAUGGAGGAAAGCUUGAAUCUCCUCCAGCAGGAAAGAGACAAGGCGGUGAUUAACAAUGCCGAUUUAGUCAAAGCGAUCGGCGAAAUUACCAGCGAAAGGGACACGCUUUCCGAAAGAAUUCGCGUACUCGAAGCUUCUCUAAGAGAAAAGGAAGAUGGGUUCGCGAUAAGGAUCGAGCAGGAAGAGAAUCAAAAAGAGAAGCUUAAGAAAGAAGCCGAGCUUUACAGAGAGAGAAUCGAAAGCUUGGAAUCUGCGAGAAAAAAAAGCAAUGGUUUUCUGCUAAAACUCUCGGAAUCGCUCCGUCUGGCAGAGGAGAGAUUGGUUAGGAUCAUCGAUAACGUUGUUGAAGAAGAAAAGGUUGAAAAUUGUGCAAAAGAGAGUGAUGGGUUGGGUGUAGAAUUGGAAUCGGACGAAGAAUUGAAGUCGGUUUCGGAGGAGUUAAUGGCGGUCACGAAGCUUGCGGGAGUGGCUGAAUUGAAAGUGAACGAGUAUAAAGAAUCGAGGAAGAAGGAGAAGAGGGAAUUUGAGAACAGCGUGGUGAGCUUGACGGAAGAGAAUAGGGAUAUAAACAGUUUGCUUAGGAUUGCUUUGGUGGAGAAAGAGGCUGUGGAGAAGAGGUUGAAGGGGAACAGUGAGCAGAAAAGGGUGGCAAUUUUGCAGAUUGCAGAGAGAGGGUUGCAGAGAGUUGGGUUUGGGUUUAUGAAGGGAAGUGGGAGUGCUGAGAAUUCGUCGGAGAGUUCAGGGACUAAGGUGGAUUCUUCUGGGGCUAGUGCUGGGUCUAAGUCAGAUGGUAGUGAGUGUGAAGAGGAGGUUGUAAGCCUGGCAUCAACCGUGGAGAGGAUAAUGAAGAAAUUACGGCUUGAAAUCACUCAAUUGAGGAGAUCUUUGGAAGAAUCUAGGUCAGACACUGAGCGCCUACAGAGUCUUACGGAGAAACAAGCUCAAGAUAUUGCUGAAAACAUGCUAUAUAUCAAGGAGUUAGAAGAUAGAGAGAGGGUGUUGGCUCAAAAUGUUGAGGAACUCCUGAUGGAAGUAAAAGAAGCUGAAGCAGAGGUUGCUAGAUGGAGGGAAGCUUGUGAAUUAGAAGUUGAAGCUGGGAAACAUGAGAUUGAAGAACGUAACAAAGUGGUUUCCAUUCUUACCCAAGAACUAGAGAAAACAAAGACUGCUUUGGACAUAUCAAAUCGCAAAUUAAAUCUAAAAGAAGAACUUGCAGCUGCUGCCAUGGCUGCCCAGGCAGCAGCAGAGAAGUCCCUGCAACUGGCUGACAACACAGCUGCAGGACUCCGCGAGCGGGUAGAAGAGCUGUCAAAACAAUUAGAAGAAGCAGAGAGCCAAGACCGUAACAGACACAAGAUCAGACACUUAUGUUGGCCAUGGCGAGCACUCAAACUGAGCACUGCUACUACGUACAAUAGAGCGAAGAAUGUAAGAAGGAUGCUGCCAGAAAUGCAAGCCUUGCUCCGUUAAUGUCUGUGUGAACUUUAUAAUUUAUUUCAGUUCUUUCUUCUUAUGAAAAUUUAUUUAUAUUUGUAGCUUCU
Molecule: messenger RNA, 1877 nt
Organism: Ziziphus jujuba (common jujube)
Lineage: Eukaryota; Viridiplantae; Streptophyta; Magnoliopsida; Rosales; Rhamnaceae
Exons: 5
Coding region: 184-1806 (540 amino acids)
Source: RefSeq, a predicted model, not a curated record